AAUUAAUGAAGUCCUGCAAGAGACUGUUUCUAUCACCCAUCUCUUGAGCUCAUCUCUUUUCGACAAUCUUUCAACGGCGUAUCUGUCAUCAUGGCGAGCGACGGCGACUGGACAUGCGACGCCAACGACGCCCUCCACCUAUCUAUAGUCCAACCUGCCGAGGAAGCGAAGCUUAAGACUCUCUCCAGCUUUCAACCUCAAUUCACAUAUCCCAUCUUCGGAGAUGAAGAGCAAAUUUUCGGCUACAAAGGCCUAAUUAUCCGCAUGCGAUUUGCCGCCCACGACCUUCGCCCGCAUAUUCACAUUUCUUACGAUGAGAAAUUCAAGCCGGUGGGAGAUGUCGCGCCCGUUGAUCUACUGAAGACUCUGAAACCAUGGAUUUCUGAAGAGGCAUUCAUUGUGCUCCCCGAUUACGAGAAGGCAAUUCUGGAGGACCAAGACGCCAAGGACUUUGUACCUCCAGGCAAACUCGUUCACAGCUACAUCACCCAACAGAGAAAAUAUGAGGUUUGGGCAGGAUCCUUAGCCAAUCCAGAAGUUCGGCAACUAUUGAAUCGUGCGCAAAUCUUUGUUUCACUUUUCAUUGAAGCCGGAACACCGCUUGUCACGGAUGACCCUGAAUGGACGCUAGAGAGGUGGACCGUCUACUUUGUAUAUGAGAAGGUUCAGCCACCGGUGCCCACUGCUUCACAGUAUUCCAUUGUCGGAUAUGCAACAACAUAUCGCUGGUGGUUCUAUCAAAGGGACAAGUCCCAGAAACCCGCAAUUCAAGAUAGCCCGUUCCCCCCGCCUGAGGUGAUAAGACCUGCUCAGCUUCCGUCGCGCUUGCGGAUUGCUCAAUUCCUGAUACUUCCCCCUCAUCAAGGCUCCGGCCACGGCAUUCAUCUGUACACGACUAUUCAUAAUGCCUGCAUCAGUGACCCGACGAUCUCGGAAUUGACAGUUGAGGACCCGAAUGAGGCUUUUGACGCCCUUCGCGACACCGCAGACUAUCACAUCCUGCGCCCGGAGUUCCAAAAGCACGCAUUGAACAUAAAUCCGGAUCCUUAUGGAGUACCGGCAAGGAAGCCCCGUCCUCGACGCGUGCCCACAUCUGCCCUCAUCCCAACCAAGCUGCUUCAUGAAAUUCGCUCGUCAUUCAAGAUUGACUCGACUCAAUUUGCUCAUAUUUUGGAGAUGUAUCUUUUGAACCAAAUCCCUCUCAAGAAACGGUCGGCUGGCGGGACCAACAUGGCCCGACUCUUGGUCAAAAAGCACAAUGCAGAUGACCCCGAUGAUCGGCGGUACUACUGGUGGCGCAUGCUCACCAAACAGCGUCUUUACAAACGCUCUCGGGAUCUCUUGAUCCAGCUGGAUUCGAGCGAUCGUAUCGAGAAAUUGGAGGAGACGGUCACCAAUGUCGAGGAAGGUUAUGAAGCCCUGCUCAAAGCAUUCAACGCUCGCGAAGACGAAUUGAAAGCUAGGGAGGAAGAGCUGGGUGACGCAGCAACCGCAGAGUCGACUGUUGUGCUGGAUGAAUCUAGCGGGAGCUCCAGGGAACAGCGUAAUAAGCGAAAGCUCACGGUGGAAGAUGAUGAGGAUGAGGAGGAGGGGGAGGAGACGGAGUCGCCAAACAAGCGCCCGAAGGCGUAAACAGCGGAGCGUCUGCGCACGACUGGAUAUCUGGUCGAUACAUGCGCAACAAAGUCAAUGUACCAAUAAGCUUUAUGAUCCAUCCAAAACCAUUUAUGCAAUGUGCUAUUGCC
Molecule: messenger RNA, 1745 nt
Organism: Aspergillus saccharolyticus JOP 1030-1
Lineage: Eukaryota; Fungi; Ascomycota; Eurotiomycetes; Eurotiales; Aspergillaceae
Gene: hat1
Product: histone acetyltransferase catalytic subunit HAT1
Exons: 4
Coding region: 91-1632 (513 amino acids)
Biological process (GO): subtelomeric heterochromatin formation
Cellular component (GO): nucleus
Molecular function (GO): histone H4 acetyltransferase activity
Source: RefSeq, a predicted model, not a curated record